Molecule: messenger RNA, 2748 nt
Organism: Mercenaria mercenaria
Lineage: Eukaryota; Metazoa; Mollusca; Bivalvia; Venerida; Veneridae
Exons: 6
Coding region: 1560-2390 (276 amino acids)
Biological process (GO): immune response
Cellular component (GO): membrane
Molecular function (GO): tumor necrosis factor receptor binding
Source: RefSeq, a predicted model, not a curated record
UGUGUGUGUGUGUAUGUGUGUGUGUGUAUGUGUCAAAUCAAAGAAAAGCCUUGUGCAUGCGAUAGAAGCUGUAGGUUUCAAUUGAUCUUCAUGAAAUUUAGUCGGAAUUAUUCUCUUGACAAAAUCUAGGUUAAGUUCUAAUAUGGGCCAUCUGGAGCAAAAAACUAGGUCACAAAAAAAAUUGUGUAUGCGAUAGAGGCUGUAUUUUUCAAUUGAUCUUCACAACAUUACGUCAGAAUGAUUGCCUUGAUAAAAUCUAGAUCAAGUUUGAAUAUGGGUUAUCUGAGGUUAAAAACUAGGUCACUAGGUCAAUGCAAAGAAAAAUCAUGUGUAUGCGAUAGAGACUGUAUUUUUCAACUGGUCUUCAAGAAAUUUUGUCAGAAUGAUUGCCUUGAUGAAAUCUAGGUUUGAAUAUGGGUCAUCUGGGUCAAAAAGUAGGUCACAAGGUCAAAUCAAAGAGAAACCUUGUGUAUGCGAUAGGGACUUUUUUUUCAAUUGAACUUCAUGAAAUUUGGUCAGAAUGAUUGCCUUGAUAAAAUCUUGGUCAAGUUUGAAUAUGGGUCAUCUGGGCUCAAAAUCUAGGUCACAUAUGUAAGAAAAUACUUAUUUAAACUCAAGAGACCUCAUUUUUGAUCCAUUCUUAAUGAAAAUUGGCCAAAAUAUUUGUUUCCAUGAGAUCACUAGGUCAAACAUGUUUACACUGCUAUAGUGUGUUUCUCAGGUGAGCGUUCUGGGACCAUCUUGGCCCUCUUGUUCUGUAUUAUGCAUAUAUUUAUAAUGUACUUCUUGUUGGAUUUUUGAAGCAACCCGUCUCCAGUAUUUUUUCGUUACAGCUUCUUUUUGUUGUGGACCUACUUUGCCCUGCAUGGCUCUAUGGCUGUGUUUUGGGUGCUCUGUGCUUCCAGGAAAUAUAUCCUUACCUUUUAUCUUUUAUAAAAACAAAUACACUGUGCUUUAAACGUGCAGAGUUUAAAGUUUAAAGCACAUCAAAAAUAUCAGUUAUAACAAUACAUCUUGGUUUGACAAAAUAAAGCAUAGUUGUAAACAAGACUUUGUUUUAAAUGUCACACUUUUGCUUGGGUGCAAAAGGGGACAAAUUCAGCUAUAUAAUUUACAAUAUUUUAAAAACUGUUUAGGUCAUUUGGCUGAAAGUUCAAAGUUUUAUUGACUAUGUAAAUUUGGAUAUAAAGUGCCCCAUGAUCCUUUCCAAUGCUGAAUUAAUGUUAGCUAGGAGAAGAGAAAAAUCUCUUUACUUUGGAAACCACCCAUAUGUGACAUACUUGUAUUUUCGAAGAUUUUUAAUGUUAACUCGCAAAUGUAACCACGUCAUUUAUAUACAGCCAAUCGGAUAUUUACAACUGCAUUGAAAAACAAUCUGUUUGUAUGACUAAUUGAGAUGGAAAUCAUGGUUUAUAUUACUUCAGUGUCUUAGGUGACGGACGAAAAAAAACAACUGUUUGUACAAGGCAGGUGAUGUUACAUAUUUUAAUUAAAAGAAUUAAAGCUUACGACUCAAGAGGUUCUAUAUUGUCUUGUUCAUUCUGGUACACAACUAAAACAUGGUGGAUGCCUCUUUAAAGAAACUGACGUUACUGAUACUGAUUAUUGCAACGUGUAUAGAGAUGAUAUCCCUGUUUUCUAUGGUCAUAUUCUGGCGUCUGUCAAGGGAACAACUUCCGGAAGAUAAACAACAGCAGCAGCAACUUUGUUACAGUUUGGAUCGAUUUCUAACCUAUUCUGAUGAUACAAAUAUCUGUCCAGGAAGCUUAGAGAUGAAUAUAAAAAAUGAUACAAAAACUUGUUGCGGAAACUUUGAUGUAAUCCUUGAUAACUUAGUCACAAAGGCUCUGUCGGAAAAGUAUAAUAGCGAUGCUAAUCCUGAGUUCUCUACGCUAGAUCUUAAAUUGGACCAGUGCAAAGUGACCAGCAAGAAGCAGCCAAUGAUGAAACUUCUUGGACUCGCACGUGACAAAAAUCUGGUGAACAACUCUUCAAAAAUAUUCUGGAAUCCGAAUAUUCAAACGUAUGCUACAUCCGGUCUGACAUAUAUAUCCGAAGAAGGUACAAUUUGUGUAGGAAAGGCAGGAUACUACUUCGUCCACUCGCAAAUAAAAGUUAAAGUUAUCAGCACAACCGAUAAUGAUGACGAAGUCGAUGGUAUCUUCACUCACAACGUACAUCUGACCCACACAAAUAACAACACGAGCUCUACUAUUCUAGAAGAUACAAAAUCCCAAUGUGAAAUGGCAUCAAAAGAGUCCGAACUCACGAGCGCUGUUGGUGGUGUCUUCUGGCUUGAACAGGAAGACAGAUUGUACGUUGCAACAUCACACCCCAUACGUCUAGUACAGGGAAAUAAUUGUAUUGUUUUCAGCAUGUACAGAUUGUAACUGAUUUUGUCACAAAGAUUUUUAAAAUACUUUUUAAAUAAAACAGUAAAUUUGACUGUCUUCUGGAUAAUAACACACGCACGAACACACAAAUACUAAAAUGAAAUUAAAGAAUUUCGUUUCAAUUUGUCUUGUUUAUAAUAUCAUAAUUUUAGAGAAUUCUUAUCUUUAUUAUUGUCAAGAAGUUGUACAGAUCUGAAAAUAUAUUUAAAUCUAGAAAUUAUACAAAGUAUUGUGAUAUUUAAAAUCAGCCGAAUGCAAAUAGUUUUGUAUAUUUUGUUUUGCUCUCUUAUAAGCCUUUGAUGUUCUGUCAGCAGAAAAACAAUAUAAUCAUUAGCAGAUAAAACACAUAUGCAGA